Messenger RNA from Perognathus longimembris pacificus (Pacific pocket mouse), 827 nucleotides. It is a transcript of the gene Pla2g2a, whose product is annotated as phospholipase A2 group IIA. Gene Ontology annotation, molecular function: calcium ion binding; phospholipid binding. The transcript is spliced from 5 exons. Bases 111 to 548 code for a protein of 145 amino acids. Gene Ontology annotation, biological process: lipid catabolic process; negative regulation of T cell proliferation; arachidonate secretion. Lineage: Eukaryota; Metazoa; Chordata; Mammalia; Rodentia; Heteromyidae. The record is from RefSeq and is a predicted model, not a curated record.
GUUCAGGAAAAAUAAGUCACUGAAGUAUCUAUGCCAGAGUCCUCUGAGAGGUAGCAACCCAGAAAUCCCUGCCCUUUGCUGCCUUUGACUAGGUCAGAUCCAUCACCACUAUGAAGACCCUUCUGCUGCUAGCCUUGCUCAUGGCCUUUGGCUUCAUGCAGGCCCACGGGAGCCUUGUAGAGUUCAGGGAGAUGAUCCGGUUAAAGACAGGAAAGAGAGCUGAGACCAGUUACGGAGCCUAUGGUUGCCACUGUGGUGUCGGUGGCAAAGGAACCCCCAAAGAUGCAACAGAUAGGUGCUGUGUCACUCACGACUGUUGCUACAGCCGUCUGAUAAAACGUGGAUGUGGAACGAAAUUUCUAGGCUACAAAUUUACCUACCGAAAGGGCCAAAUCACCUGUGCUGCCAACCAGAACUCUUGCAGGAGUCAGUUGUGUCGAUGUGACAAAGCUGCCGCUGAAUGUUUUGCUCGAAACAAGAAAAGCUACAGCAUAAAGUACCAGUUCUUUCCCAACCACUUCUGCCGAGGGAAGGACCCCCGAUGCUGAGAAGCCCCUCCAUGCGGAGCCUCCUCUAACACCUGUCAUCUUACCCCAACUGUGUUCCCAGGGAUCAUUUCUGCCCCAUCCUGGAGGCACCGGGAGGCCUUCUGCCCCCACCCAGAAUCACAGCCCAAAGCCUGGGACAGGUCUGAGUGGCCCCUUCCCCCACGACCCCCAGUUUAAACUGCCCUGCACCCCUCCCACCAUGCCCCUCAUGUCUGCCAUCCUGCUAAGCCGUGGGAGUACGCUCCUGGGGGAGGGGAGUCUGCUAAAUAAAACAAGUCA